Molecule: messenger RNA, 698 nt
Organism: Medioppia subpectinata
Lineage: Eukaryota; Metazoa; Arthropoda; Arachnida; Sarcoptiformes; Oppiidae
Source: the annotation of a GenBank genome assembly
AUGACCACGUUAAACUCACCUACCGCAAUAAUCACCAAACUUGCCAUCAUAAUAACAGCCGGCAAUUUAUUUACACAUGUUUGGGGCCAAGAAGUAUCCGGAGUAUGCUAUGGAGAGUUGGGCUGUUUUAACCGCACCCACGACUACCAGCACGCGAUCAUAAGACCGGUAGCGUUAUUACCUCAAUCGCCGCAGCAUAUAAACACCAAGCUCAGUUUUUAUACUAGGCAACGACCCGAGGGUCGCCAUCUACUGCUUGACCAAUGGCUGGCCGGGGGUAAGGAUCUCAAGGCCUUCGUAGACCUGUCCACCGAUGAUCGCAAACCCCUGAAGUUUAUUGUCAUUGGUUUUAAUGAUAAUCCGAUUAAUCAACAGUGGAUUAAUCGGCUUAAGAAUGAGCUAAUUAUUAACAGUGAUUGCAAUGUGUUUAUUGUUGAUUGGUCUAAAGGAAAUGGUCUGCCCUACCAUCAGUCAAUAGAAAACAUGAGGGUAGUAGCGGCCCAGCUAUACGUGUUCAUAAUUAAUUUAUGGGGUUAUCUACAUGUUGAUUUCAACGAUUACCAUAUAAUAGGCUAUAGUGUUGGCGCACAUUUAGCCGGAUUGGUUGGUAAACAAGUUAAAAGUUACAAUGCCAGUAGUGCACUUGGUCGCAUUACCGGUCUAGAGCGUAAUUAAUCUAAUAUUAUUUCAAAUAAAAC